Molecule: messenger RNA, 1431 nt
Organism: Ananas comosus (pineapple)
Lineage: Eukaryota; Viridiplantae; Streptophyta; Magnoliopsida; Poales; Bromeliaceae
Exons: 2
Coding region: 315-1259 (314 amino acids)
Source: RefSeq, a predicted model, not a curated record
UCUCUCUCUCUCUCUCCUCCCCCAAUUUCCGAGCCCUCGAUCGAUCGCUCCCCCUCUCUCUCUCUCUCUCUCUCUCUCUCUCGCUCAUUCUCCUCGUUUUAGGGUUUCGAUCGCGCCUGAAUCCCGCUCCCAGGGGAGGGGGGAAGGGGCCUCAAUGUCGCCAUGGAGUGCUCCGUUCUAUCGCGAUCUCGAUUGAGGCACCUGGUGAGCAACAGCGAUUGCGAGAAGGUCGCUACCAUAUUUAUAAUCAGGGGUAAUUCUAGUAUCAAUGCGAAGGAUAGAGAGCAUGCUUUGUGGAAUCCCUGCUUCGGCUGAUGCACUUGAUCAGUCUCGCCACCGAUACAUUCGGUGUAAUAACUAUCUCUCUUGUCUCCCUUCUCUCUCUUCUGGGCCUCCUUUGCAUCUACCGCUCGUUAUAUUUCCAGCUGCGCAUUCGACGACGGCGCUUCCUCCAUCUCAGCUACUUUAAUGGACCGUGGGUUACCCGCAUCACCCUGAUCCUGAUCUCGAUAUGGUGGGGCUUCGGGGAGAUCAUCCGAUUGAGCUUUUUGCAUGGCGCGGGAAAGCUCUUUUCGAGCCAAACGUGCCAGAAGAACGUGUGCAAGUUCUACGUCCUGUCGAACCUUGGGUUCGCGGAGCCAAGCGUGUUCCUUAUGCUCGCGUUCCUCCUCCACGCGGCGCUCCAGGAGCGCGAGUUCACCUUGAGCCAAAGAUGGAACCGGAAGACCAUCAGCUGUGUCGUGCUUCUCUGCUUCCCGGCUAUUCUCUGGCAACUUGCCCUAGUUUUCAUCGGGCCCAAGUUUGCUAACCGGGAGAAGAGCGAUAAGAGAGUGGACAUGAUGAGGCUCUUCACCUCGACCUCUUCGCUCAGCGACGGCACCGUCACAUGCACAUACCCCUUGUUGAGCACCGCAUUCCUCGGGGCUUUCUACAUUAUACUGAUCACCUACGUAACAUACAUCGGGAGCCGGAUGCUGUCGCUGGUGAUCAACAAGGGGCUAAGGCGAAGGAUUUACGUGUUGGUGUUCUCCGUCAUCCUGUUCCUGCCGAUGCGGGCGCUCCUUCUGGGGUUCUCGGUGCUUCCCCGGCCGGGCGGCUUGGCGUACGAGGCGAUCGUGUUCCUCGCCUUCGUCAUGAUGUUGUUUUGCACCAUGGUGGGGAUUGUUAUGCUGGUGUAUUUCCCCAUUGCUGAUACCUUGGCUCUGGGGGAGCCAGAGCAUGUGGAAAUGGAAGGGGUGCCCUUUGAUGACUACUACUAGUUUGGUGUUUUCUCAUGAAUUUUUUUUUUUUUAAAAAAAAGGAAAAAAGAAAACAAAGAAGGGAUUUGAAUUUGUUUUACUAUUCUUUUCUAAAUUUUUGUGUUUUGAAUUCAAAUGUGACAUGAUAUCAGUUUUGUAGUAAAUAUAAAAUUAAUGCCAACUAUUUGAGUAA